Lethenteron reissneri (Far Eastern brook lamprey) is the source of this 2109-nucleotide messenger RNA. Its product is annotated as calcium homeostasis modulator protein 2-like. Gene Ontology annotation, molecular function: monoatomic cation channel activity. Gene Ontology annotation, cellular component: plasma membrane. The record is from RefSeq and is a predicted model, not a curated record. NCBI's taxonomy places the organism in Eukaryota, Metazoa, Chordata, Hyperoartia, Petromyzontiformes, Petromyzontidae.
GAGAGCAGACGCAAUAGAAUAGCAUCGCCGAGACGGGUAUUCAAGUGAGACACGCAGUUUGGGAAAGAAAAGAAAAAGAAACGCUCUCCGCGUCGAAAUAGGUGUGCACAGAAAAGUUUCAACGAAAGUAACAGAGACGCAGAUAGGUCGAGACAAGACUCAAAGACCUCGAGGAAGAACUUGUUCCGUGAGACAAGGGGACGAGAGAUCGAGAGAUAGAGAGAACAGACAGACAAGAAGUGGGGGAGAAGACAUUGGCCACGGCGAUGUUUUCAGAGCUCGUCAGGUACAUGAGCGGCCACUCUGCAACUCUGCAGCGGCUGCUGGUGGCUUUGCUCGCCGCCGCUGCGCAGCAAAUCUUCCAGGCGCUCUCCUUCCGUUGUCCGUGCCUGCCAGGGCGAAAUUCCGCAUAUGCCGCCGUCUCCAUCGGAGUGCCGGCCCUGCUGCUGCUUUUGGCCUCUUGGGCAUCGGGUCCCCGCGUGUGGAAGCUCGUCACGGGCUGCUGCGUGUCUCGGCGCCACGGCUCUGGUCCCGGCCUGGCCUUCAAGCUGUCCCAGGUGGUGGUGUCCGUGUCGGGCCGUGCCUUGGUGGCGCCCAUCAGCUGGAUCGCGGUGGCGCUCCUCAACGGCUCCUACUACGUGUGCGCGGAGAGCGAGCGCGUCGACACGACCCCCUACGCGUUGCCCCCCGCGGCCCGCACGCGCGAGCUGCUGGCGCGGCUGCCCUGCCUCGCAAACGCGUCGCUGCCGCCCGCCCUGAUGCACGUGCGCAACGACAUCCUGCGGCACCUCUCCACCGAGUCGCAGCUGCUCGGGUGGACCGUGCUGGGCUCGGCAGGGCUCCUGGGAAUGAUGUUCAUGUGCUUCGCUCACUGGGUGUCUCCCGUCAGCUACCACCAGCUGCGCUUCUGGCGCUCUUACAUUGAGAUAGAGCACAAGGAGUUUGACCGGCGGGCGGAGGAGCGAGCCCAUGACCUCGCCGAGACGAACGUCUCCAUCUUCUUCGGUCCGUCACCCCCGCCACCGCCCGCUGCCGCCACCCCAGCCACUGCCCCCGAUGCCGCGGACCGGCAGAGCGACGCCCCACCUCCUCCUCCUUCUGCUCCGGCGCCAGCAGAGAAGGAGGCGGAGGGCUAUCCCCUGCCCAAGAAGGCCGACUGGGACAUAGUGUCGGGCCUGUACGCUUACCAGCUGCUCGACGGCGAGCCCCUGUACAGCACGCUGCACGCGUGGGCCGCCAAGCACGCCGUGGACAAGACGCUGAGCCCGCGGCACCUGGACCAGGGCAGCGUGCGGGAGACGCUCUCGUUUGUGGACGGGCGCGGGCAGAGGCCGGAGGGGCCCGCGCCGGUGGCACGGCGACCCCACUCGCCGGAGGAGGAGGCCGCUGUCGAGGAGUUGUCGAAGCUGCUCGACGAGUGAACGUGAGAAAGAGCGCGACGCCGCCGAAGACGCCGCGCCGUGUCACGGGGUAACGAGUCCUACGCGCCCUUCUAUGGGCCGCUCCUUUUCCUCAACGUGAGCUCGGCAUCAACACCACCGCGAAAAAAAUGUACCGUCUGAUGACGACAUCACCAAUUAAGUCAACAUCAGUAACACUGCUUUAAGAAUUAUAUAAUAGCUGACGUUUCGGGCAAUGAUCCUUCUUCAUAGCACACAGAGAGGGCCGAGGGAUUGAUUAUUGAGACUGCAUUUUUCACCAAUGGCUUAUCCAAAGGGAUCGCUGCUCUCCAAAGUUGGCCAAUGUCAGAUUGCUGAUUUUUGUUUGGCAACGUCUGCCGAUUGUUAAUGUACGAGCUAAGUAAAGUCUAAGAGGCAGCACACAAUUUGCGGAACAUAUUGAAGCUUUUGUGGAUAAAGAACGGGUGGCAGGGUGGCGCAGUGGUAACACUGCUGUGCCUCACAGCAACAAGGGCCGGACUCCGUUGCUUGAGUCGGGCUCCUUUCUGCGUGGAGCUGAGCUUCUCCCCCUGUUCAGCGAAGCUUUUCUCCAGGUUCCCCGGUUUACUGCCAAAACGUAAUAAACAUAGAAUGUAAUUUGUAAUUUGCAGAGUGAUGCUGAAGCAAUGCGGAAGCAUUACACUGCAAAUUACUGUAGUCAAUACUCUAG